AUGAAUAGUCAGGCUACCAAGUCUGGCAGAAGUAAAUGGCAUGUCAUACUUGGCAGUUCGCGGGUGUCGAGAGUAUCGGGAGGACCUGAUUCCCCGAGUAUAAAACCUGUAGCGACAGAAAGAUCCCCUCAUGGUACCUUGCCUAGCAGAAGACGCUCGGUAUCACACAACCGGUCUGGCAUUGACACUUCUCAAUCACCAUCAUAUUCGCCACCUGUACCUCUGUCUCGUCAAACGUCGUACACUUCAAAUACCGCGACUCCAGGCUCUAAUCUGCCUCAGGUGUCCCGCCGUAACUCGCAUUCUCGGGGAAGCACACAGGUUACAGUCACCACUACUCGUACAUAUGAAUGUCCUUUACCCCCUGCACAUCCACCACUGUCACGAACGAGCUCCUGUACCAGCCAUCCUGGUCAGGAGUGUUGUAUCGAAAUGACUGAAAAUGGACAUAAAGUCCAUCGGAUACGCUCGUACUCGAAGGAUCGCGAGUCUGAACACAAAAACGGUGUAAAUAAUGUGUCUCUUUAUGCCGAGUCACAAAGUAUUCAAGCGAAAAGGAGACCCUCGUCCUGUAGGUCAAAUUCAAGAAACAUCAGACCACAAGAUGAGAGGAAUUCAAAUGAGGCGGAUCGUGGAAGAAGAAGCUCGUCGUCAUCUUUCAAGGCAACUGAUCAUACAGUUGCCGGGGUUACAGGUAAUGACAAUCGAGCACCUUCUCACACAUCAGUCAGGCCAUCAAUGUCCAGGCAUACUUCGAGUGAUUCGAGAAUACUUGAAAACAAGGAGCAUCCUCCUUACCAUCAAGUCAAUGCAAGACAGUAUUUUGAAUCCAGGACCCAGCGACCUCAGGUCAAAGCAUAUUCUGCUUCUCCACAGCGUUACGAAGACAGCGGAACAUACACUCAAAGUAGACCUUCACUGAAUCCACUAACAAGCGUCAAUGCCCCAAAGAUUGUGUCCGAGAGACUUGUCCGUACCUCGCCGUCGACGAAUUUCAAUCCUGAUACCAUGGACAUUGUGCGCUUCAAACCAAAUCUACAGGGACACGGCCCUGGAUCAGCCUAUAGCUUCGAGAUCAGACCGAAACGGAUCUAUACGUCGAUAGAUGAUAUAAUGAUAACGUCACCAUAUCAUUUCCCACAGGAGGAGGCCGGUAAGAUAGUCUGGAGAGCUGCUUGUCCACACACGGACGGCACAGGUGAUCCUGCAAAAUGUAAGACCUUACAUUACCCAACUGAUCCCUCUUCCAUUCGCUAUGAUACCAUCGAGAACACCGACAUCACCGACUAUAAUGUAUGCAAAAUACCGCCGGAUCAUCCGUCGGUCAAGGAAGUCAAGUUAGACUUCGAUGUCGAAUCCUUCCACGACACUGUCUGUGCCAAAGAAGCCAUGCAGAUGCGCAUGGCACGAGAGUACUCUGUAUGGUCGCUGUCUUCUGGAGGAGCGGCCACACUGACGGCGGAAAAUGUAUUAUAUUCACUGGAAAUGUCCCUUAAUUCCCUUCGGUCAGAUCUUGAAUAUCACAAAAAGAAGCUUGCAGGGUUAGAAGAUCUUGAGAAAAGAUUCAGACAAGCUUCGAGGUCUAUACAACACUCAACAGGCGUAUUGGAAAAAUUGAAGUACAGUCGAGAUACGAGAUCUGAACCAACUGAACCAACUGAAUUGAGUACGAUGCUAAACAGGUUUCAAAAGAACUUUCAUGACACAACGGGGUAUACCAAAAGUGCCAUCAGUACACUUCUCAGCACGAUCAGCAAUAGACCUUAUAAAAAUAGUGGAAUCACAAGAAAAAAAUCUGUCAGCUUCAACGACAACAAAACUACUACUGACAUUCGGUACAGUGUCGAUGGGAAGCCUAUCAUCAGGUCCACCGUAAGUCCACUCGAUCCUGAAUUUGCGUCAGUAAAUACCACCGAGACAUCAAACGUCAGCAAGACUCCUGGGGCCGAAUUUCGAAAUGACCAAAUGGAGUCUUACUGUGAUAAAGCUCUUACGAAGGCAUCAUCAUUGGCUAGGGUUCAAGAAGAGUCAGGAGUCAUUCUUACUCGGGGUAUCGAAGAGAUGAUGAGGUUUGAGAGCGAGUUGAGGGGUCAUCUGAUUGGGGUAGCAACAUCGAUGGAGGGAGUACAGAACCAUGUUGAUUCCUACAAACACUUUACGGAAAACGAUAUGAAAGGAUGGCUGACAAAGGAAGAGCAGCGAUUAGCUACUACAGAAUCUCAAGCCAAGCAGCUUAGGUGGGCUUUGACGCAUUGA
This is a messenger RNA of Kwoniella shivajii, 2256 nucleotides long. RefSeq lists its product as uncharacterized. The coding region runs from base 1 to 2256 and encodes 751 amino acids. Lineage: Eukaryota; Fungi; Basidiomycota; Tremellomycetes; Tremellales; Cryptococcaceae. The record is from RefSeq and is a predicted model, not a curated record. The transcript has 2 exons.